AUGGAGAUGACGACGGAGCGAGAGACAAAGCGGCAGAAGCAUGACGAUCAGACCACAGUCGUUUCCAAACCACGGCCCAAUGACAUCUUGUUGCUGGACGUGGGAGGAACCCCCAUUUCUGUCUUCCGCCGAACCUUGACUCAAGUGGAAGGAUCCUUGUUGGCUUCUCAGUUCAGUGGGCGUUGGGACGAGGGUCUAGCAAAAACCAAGGAGGGACGCUUUUUCAUUGACCAACCCCCUCACUUGUUUGAAAAACUCAUAAACUUUCUUCGAAUGAAAGCGAAUGAAACAGAUGAGACUGGACCAAACACGGUUCCUGCGUUCAUGACGCUUGAAGAUUACCGAGGAUUUAGUCGUAUGGUGGAGUACUUUGGCCUCUCAGAAGCAAUUUUUCGUACCGGUGCUUACCUGUUCUAUCCAGACCAUGCCAAGACCAUUGCUGUGGUGCCAAGUGACGACACUAUUGAAUCGCCAUUGUUCUCUCGCAACAAUGACGACGAGGAUAAGUUGGAGACAUUCAUUCUAGGGCCCCUCAAGGACAACGCGGGAUAUGAGACACACAGUCGAGCCAUCACGGGGUUUGAAAUCACUCUUCAGAAGCAUGAACUCUGCCAAGUGGGCUGGCUUGCUAUCAACAGAAUAGUUUAUAGUUCAGGCGCAUUUAACAGUGACAGCGGUGUUGGCGGGGGCGUUGGAUUCCAACCAGACAGCACAGCCCUGGAUGUUGUGACCGGAGACAUUGUGACCACAGUGUUGACACUCGGCGAGAAUGACGAGAACAAAGCCAUUUCACCGGAACAGUUUCGCACCCAGCUACCUCACGUCACGGUGAAAGAAGGCAGCGUAAUCCGAUGCGAAAUGGACCAUGGUUUUUCUUGGUUCGUCGAUGGGAUGUUGGUGGGUUCCUCUAGCCAAGUAUCGGCAUCCAAAGCUGGCAAUGCCAGUACGGUUGAGCUGUGCGAAGAAACCAUCAAAAUCUUGGGACAGCCAGUUCAUCACGUCGUUCCGUGUAUCACGGUGAAUGGGGGCUUCUCAGUGACUGACAUUCGAUACGCAUUCUAG
Seminavis robusta is the source of this 1062-nucleotide messenger RNA. Lineage: Eukaryota; Bacillariophyta; Bacillariophyceae; Naviculales; Naviculaceae. The record is from the annotation of a GenBank genome assembly.